This is a messenger RNA of Panicum virgatum (switchgrass), 1996 nucleotides long. Its product is annotated as 60S ribosomal protein L15-1-like. The transcript is spliced from 7 exons. Gene Ontology annotation, molecular function: RNA binding; structural constituent of ribosome. The record is from RefSeq and is a predicted model, not a curated record. Lineage: Eukaryota; Viridiplantae; Streptophyta; Magnoliopsida; Poales; Poaceae. Gene Ontology annotation, cellular component: cytosolic large ribosomal subunit; ribosome. Gene Ontology annotation, biological process: cytoplasmic translation. Bases 1153 to 1767 code for a protein of 204 amino acids.
CCGCCGCCGCCGCCGCACUACGCCCCCGCUCGGGGCUGCCGCCACCCCGACCGCCACCGCGCGCCGUCGGUCCGCCACACGCUCUUGCGCCAGAGAUCUUGCGCCCCCCUGCCCCGCGAUCUUCACCCACGAUCUGCAAGCAGAAUCCCUGUUUGAAAUAAAAAGGACUCUGUAAGCAUUUAUGGUGGCUAAGCAACAACCAAAUUCCAAAAGUUUAGCGGAACAUACGCCGGGUAGAGCCCAUAAAGACGUAGGGCCAUUGGGGGCAUCGACACACACUAUGCACAGCAACUGCUCAAAGAAAUGCCUCCAAGGUAAGUGCUCAAGUAUCUUGUGUUUUCAGAAGUUUUAGCGGACUAGAACUUGUAGAGCUCAUUUAGCAUGAAACAUGGAAAUGUGACUCUGAUUCAAGAGAGUAUGAUGCAAGUUUUCUCACAGUAUUAAGAUUUCCUUUGUGAUAACAUUUCUUCAUGAAAAGUACAGAUAUAAAUUUUCAUUUUGUCCUAAUGCUUCAGUGCAUAGUUUCUCCAGAUAUGGUUGUUUGCAAGCCCACCUGGUAUGAAAUUAUUUUGGAUAUACAAUGCCAUUGAUUAUUGCUAUGAGAAUGAGAUUCAUUUUUUAUCUGCUAAAUCAUCAAGCUACAGAAAUCAAUGGGGAUCAGAUAUGGCCUGAUUGCAACAUCCAAGACAUUCUAACGCCAUGAAAGGUACUCCAUCUUUUAUAACAAAGAAUUGUGUGCCUUCAACCGGAAGCAACCCACACACUGGCCAUAUGCGGCAACGCCGCGAGUAUUUCUAGUGAAAAUACGAUUUUAGGAAAGGAAACUGGGCUCUAGUCUUCAUGAGAUCAGUUCAGAUUGAAAAAAGAAGGAAACUAAAAGCUGCCGAGAAAGGGAAGCCCAUUUCCCGAAAAGGCCGCCGACACAGUAACCGGAGCCCAUUUGUACUAGUACCAUGGCAAGCCCAGCUCCUACCCGGCCCACUCCCCCAUCCAUCCUCCGCUCACCGUUCGUUCCAAAACCCUAGCUCAUCCGACGGCCACGAGGCGCCCAUCGCCGGAAUAUAAGUCCGCUUCCCACCCAAACCCCGAGCUUCUCCGCGCACUCCAUCUCCCUCCCCGCCGCCGCCGCCGCCGCUCGCAGCCGCAUCGGCCAUGGGGGCGUACAAGUACGUGUCGGAGCUAUGGAGGAGGAAGCAGUCCGAUGUGAUGCGCUUCGUGCAGCGCGUCCGCUGCUGGGAGUACAGGCAGCAGCCGGCGAUCGUCCGCCUCACCAGGCCCACCCGCCCCGACAAGGCCCGCCGCCUCGGCUUCAAGGCCAAGCAGGGCUAUGUUGUUUACCGUGUCCGUGUCAGGCGUGGUGGUAGGAAGAGGCCCGUGCCCAAGGGUAUUGUCUAUGGCAAGCCAAAGCACCAGGGUAUCACCCAACUCAAGUUCCAGAGGAACAAGAGGUCUGUUGCUGAGGAGAGGGCUGGGCGUAAGCUGGGUGGACUGAGGGUUCUCAACUCCUACUGGGUGAACGAGGAUAGUACGUACAAGUACUUUGAGGUCAUCCUCGUUGAUGUUGCCCACACUGCCAUCCGCAACGACCCCAGGAUCAACUGGCUGUGCAAGGAUGUGCACAAGCACCGCGAGCUCCGUGGCCUCACCUCUGCUGGCAAGAAGUACCGUGGUCUGCGCGGCAAGGGCCACACCCACCACAAGAACAGGCCCUCCAGGAGAGCCACCUGGAAGCGCAACCAGACCCUCUCCCUCCGCCGCUACCGUUGAGCUCUGUGCCUGGAUACUGGAACCCCCAUCCCAAGCAAAACUUCGGCUGUGUUUGGUUGCAUUUUUCAAAUUUUGGUACUUGUGUUCUGAGCACUUGGAACUAUGUUAGAUGUCUACUAUGGAGCAUAUGUCGUGAACUAUUUGCAAUUUGGCUGUGUUAUCAGACAAAGAAUGGUUAGUGAUCUAAUGCUGUGUGCUGCUGUGUACUCACGAUGAUUGCAUCUUUGCA